Molecule: messenger RNA, 4180 nt
Organism: Callithrix jacchus (white-tufted-ear marmoset)
Lineage: Eukaryota; Metazoa; Chordata; Mammalia; Primates; Cebidae
Gene: CLEC1A
Product: C-type lectin domain family 1 member A
Biological process (GO): signal transduction
Cellular component (GO): plasma membrane
Molecular function (GO): transmembrane signaling receptor activity
Source: RefSeq, a predicted model, not a curated record
UCAGGAACUGCAGUCAGAGACUUCCCCUGCUACUUACCCGGAAAGAACAUUAGGAAUGCCUUUCAGUGCCUUGCUUCCUGAACUAGCUCCCAGUAGCCAGGCGGCCUAGGGCAAUCCGACCACAUUUCACUCUCACAGCUGCGGGAAUCCAGAUGCAGGCCAAGUACAGCAGCACGAGGGACAUGCUGGAUGAUGAUGAGGACACCACCAUGAGCCUGUAUUCUCAAGCCUCUGCCACAACCCGGCAGCCGGAGCCCCGGUGCACAGGGCACAGGGCUCCCUCUUCAGCAUGGCGACCAGUGGCCCUGAUCCUGCUGACUUUGUGCUUGGUGCUGCUGAUAGGGCUGGCAGCCCUGGGGCUUUUGUUUUUUCAGUACUACCAGCUCUCCAAUACGCAUCAAGACACCAUUUCCCAUAUGGAAGAAAGAUUCGGAAAUAUCUCCCAACAGUUUCAAUCUCUUCAAGUCCAGAACACGAAGCUUACAGAAAGUCUGCAGCAUGUGGCUGAAAAACUCUGUCGUGAGCUCUAUAACAAAGCUGGAGCACACAGGUGCAGCCCUUGUCCAGAGCAAUGGAAGUGGCAUGGAGACAAUUGCUACCAGUUCUAUAAAGACAGCAAAAGUUGGGAGGACUGUAAAUAUUUCUGCCGUAGUGAGAACUCUACCAUGCUGAAGAUAGACACAAAAGAAGAGCUGGAGUUUGCCAUGUCUCAGAGCUACUCUGAGUUUUUCUACUUUUACUGGAUAGGGCUCUUCCGCCCUGGCGGUGGCAAGGUCUGGCUGUGGAUGGAUGGAACCCCGUACACUUCUGAACUGUUCCAUGUUAUGAUAGAUGUCACCAGCCCGAGAAGCAGAGACUGUGUGGCCAUCCUUAAUAAGAUGAUCUUCUCAAAGGACUGCCAAGAAUUGAAGCGGUGUGUGUGUGAGAGGAGGGCAGCAAUGGUGAAGCCAGAGAGCCUCCAUUUCCUCCCUGAAACAUCAGGUGAAGGUGACUGACUCCCCAGCUGCAACUACAAACAGCAGAGUGAGCCAGGCAAUGCCAAUGCAAGGGCUACUUGAGACGUGGGGAAAUGGAACAUAAUCAGGCAAGAAUAUUUCUCUGACUAGUACAAGAUGGGUUCUCAUGUUUCCUGCUCAGGAUCACCAGCAUUUCCGAGCUUGGGUCCAUGCACAUAUUUAACAGUCACAAGAAGUCUUACUUACAUGCCACCAACAACCUCAGAAACCCAUAAUGUCAUCUACCUUCUUGGUUUAGAGACAACUUUUAGCUUUCUUUCUUCUCAACGUCGAAUAUCACCUCCUUGUUUCCAUGUCUUCCUUAUACUUGGAGGAGUGAGAAACUUUUUGAAGCAGAGGAAAUACACGGAAUUAACAUCCUUUUUCCUGACAGUCAAGUUGUCCGUGAGAAAUAAGCAGUCACUCCCCAGAUUGUACCACCGAAUACACAAGAAAUUCUUCAUGUUUGUUUCAGUUCAUACCAGUCCCUUCUUAAUCUCUCAGUAAAGACCCCAUUUGCUUUCUCUAUGGCCUGCUUCUGAACAGUAGUGUCUAUUGUUAUGAGAAUGUCAGUGUCUUAUAAACAUUCCUCCCUGGGUCCAUUAAGACCCUGAUAGUUGUCUCUCUUCCAUAUGAAUUUCUCCCAGGAAAGAAAUAUAUCCCCCUCUCAUUUCCGUAUCAGAAUUACUGUCCCCAAUGUUCCCUUCAAAGAGAUUAAAGACUAGAAAAAAGUCAGUCUCUUCAUCUGCACCUGUAAUACUUUGAUUUCAGUUCCUAUUUUCUUCCAUUGACCAUAUUUAUACCUUUGAGGUACUGAAGACUUAAUAAUAAUAAUAAAUGUAAAUACUGUGAAGUGUGUGAUUUUACAAUGGACUUAUGAUUUGUGGGGAAAUUCAGCAUGAAAAUGCUUUUCAAAAUAUGAUAGCAAUUAUUAUUUUGAUUGGACGUCUUACUGAGAGUUUUUGGGGACUCUACAAGAGUACUGAUUAUGUGAUUAUUUGGGGAAAUAAGCCAUCUUUGAAAUACAUGUUGUCUUCGAGAGAAUGGUUUUAACACUUUCCUAAAAUGAAAUCUUUUGAGGAGAGCUUAUGGCAUUAACACAUGGUUGAUGAGUAAGCCGAGCUGCAUUAGUGCACAUGAUUUCCAGUCAGGUCAUGGGACAUGAACAGAGGCGGUAACAUCUUUGCAGCUACUCCUUUGCGAGGCAUUUCUUUCUUGAGAUGACUCCAUGCACAAAUGGAGCAGGGAUCAUUGUGAGAGACAUCAUUGCAACCACCAAGUUUACUGGUUUAUUUAUAAAUCAAUUUUGGGGGUUUAAUGCUAGAAAAUAUAACAUUAUAAAUCUUUGUUUUUCAACAGUGGAAAUUGAAGUACUUCAGUUGUGUUUUUCAUAAACAUCUAUCUCAUGGUAAAACGACAGACAGGAGCAAUCAUAUGAUAGAAAGAACACACUGGUGCUCAUUUUCAUAAACUUCCUUUUGUAAGAUUGUCACUUAGCAAAGACUAUUGCAAAUUCUUCCUUGAGAACUUUCCUUUCAAUUUUCUGUUGAUUUCCUUAAACUUUUCUUUAGGGUUGAGCAGGUUCUGUUGAUACAUUGUGUCAUGCAAAGAAAACUGUAUUUGUGGUCAGAAAAUGAAGACUUUAGACUUCUUAUUCUGAUGUACUUAUUAGGCAAGUCGCUUUACUUCAUGAAGUCUGUCUCGCUGCAUAUGAAGUAGAAACAGUUAUAACUUCCUCAUAAUGUUACUGUUAGCUGAAAUGAGGUGAAAUCCAUUUCAUAAUGUAAAUUGCAAUAUAAAAUGUCAGGGAGCUCACGAAAGUAUUUCUAAAAGGACUCUAGUGAUUUAUUUUUAAAUAUGGGGGGCACACACAUGGCUGAACAAUGUUAAAAAGAAAAAACUUCAAGUGAAUUAAAUUAAAAGUUUAAUUGAGCAAUGAACCAUUUACAAAUCGGGCAGCCACAGUAGAGUCAGAGUCACAGUAGACUCAAAGGCUCCAGAGCAGCCAUGUGGUGGAAGAAGAGCUAUGGACAGAAAAAGGAAAAUAUAGUAUAGAAAACAGAAGUGAGGUGCAGAAAAAACCGGAUUGGUUUCAGCUCGGCACUUGCCUUAUUUGAACACAGUUCAAACAGUUGGCUACAUUUGAUUGGCCAAAACACAGUGAUUGGCACAAGUGUAGGCUGGGGUCUGUUUAUACCUCAACUUUUUUAGAGUUCACAUGAUGUACAGAGAAACCUUGAGGCUGAUCUUAAAAUAUGCAAGAAGGCAGUGUUAGGCUAAACUUGAUUUAUUAAUAACAACAGACUUCUUUGGAGAUUUUUAUGAACAAAUUGUAGAAGGGCACGUAUACUGGGGAGCUAAGGACAUUAUUUGCAAAUAUUUUCUAUGAUGAGUGCAGACAUUCAGUGAAAGUAGUUUAUAUAAUAGGUACAUAACAAGAAAUGAGAAGUAAGCCUGCAGUUAAGUAAUUGGUAUGUAAGUCUUGUGGCUACAGAAAGAAAAUAUGGCUGAUAGGAGAAAUGUGGAUUAACUGUAAAACAGAAACAUGCACUCAUUUAAGUUUUGACUCCUAGCAUCCUAUGUAGCUGCAGUCUAGCUCAGGGAUGGAUGGCAAGCCUCUUUUUAAGUGCUUGAUUUGAAGAGUCCAGCCGCCUGCAGAGUGAGUGUUGAAUGGCAUUCUCAUUCCAAGUCUGGGACUAAGGGAUAGUCACUUUAGAUAGUGAGGAGGAAAAAAUAACAUACAUUUGACAUACUUCAGCUCCUUCCUUGAGCUUAUUCUUUUCCUUCUUUCCUCUCAAUACCUUCAUCUUCAUAGAAAAAUUCACAAUAUUGAUCACAAUAUGAACAAACAUUUUAAAACAAGAGAAAAAGUGUAUAGCAUAACAUUCUUACUACACGCUUUUGAAAAAUAGGUAUUAAGAAUAGGAAAUAAUGAUAAAAUGAAUUUUAAAAUCUGAUUUGCUAAAAACAAUUCCAGUUGAGAAUCAGAGAUGGGCAGUAUAUGAAUUGGUUUUCUGCAUGAGAUUUAUUUUCUCUUGUAGGUUCUUGUUUAUGUAACUCUGAAGAAAUUGCAGGAACAGUCAAAUGAGGAGCCCAGCCUUUCCUGGUAGAGCUGAGAUCCCCAGGGUACACAAUAAGCCCUUUCCUUUCCAGAGGAUAUUGAACCUGCUCUCAGGGUUUAUCAA